This is a messenger RNA of Diaporthe citri, 1302 nucleotides long. RefSeq lists its product as uncharacterized. Bases 1 to 1302 code for a protein of 433 amino acids. Gene Ontology annotation, cellular component: membrane. The record is from RefSeq and is a predicted model, not a curated record. The transcript has a single exon. NCBI's taxonomy places the organism in Eukaryota, Fungi, Ascomycota, Sordariomycetes, Diaporthales, Diaporthaceae. Gene Ontology annotation, molecular function: hexosyltransferase activity.
AUGUCCGCAAGCACUGUUGCCGUAUCAGUGCUCUCAUUGUUGUGGACCAAGAUUAAGAAACGGGUCCAGAGGAAAAUCCUCAAGGUCAUCAGUAUUUGUUGCAUCUUCGUUGGUGUGAUGGUCUAUCUCCGUUGGGAUACCCAACCUCGACAUCACAAGCCAUUCGAAGCUCCAUCCACAGAGGUCAUCAUCCAUGGAAAUCCUGUGAACGGCUUACCAGAACCAAAAUACGCUCUCAAUCCCUUUCCCCCGUCUCCAAUGAGAAACGAAACAAAAAGCUGGGCGCAGAAUGAACAACAUCAUCCAUGGCUCGCUGCCGUCAUAUCAGCAGCAGGAGACGCUGAACGAAGAAUGCUCAUACGCUCCAGCUGGAUGCAGCUCUUCCGAGACGUGCCUUCCGACGGUCGCUUCGUCGUCUCGAACCCGGGUCAGCGGUGGACCGAAGCGGUGGCCAGCGAGAAUCGCACAUAUGGGGACAUGAUUGUAUUGGACAACAUCGCGGAGGACGACGUCACCGCAAACACCGUCAAAACACUCGAGCUCUACAGGUGGCUGGUCAGAAACGACGUGCGUUACGAAUUCGUCUCCAAGAUGGACACGGACCUUUGGCUGAACGCGCGUGGAUUCUGGGAUCGUUUCCUAGUCCCACGGAUGACCAAAUCUUCCUUGGAUGGGCAUCUCGUGAGCACUGCCAAUCACACUGUCAUCGGAGAACUGUAUUAUUCCAGAACCGACGACCUGGUCUUCCCUCACGGGGCCAUGUACACAAUGACGUGGGAUAUGGUGGAGCUCCUUGCAUCUCUACAGGAGAAUUUUCAGGUUGUCACGGGAGAGGACAUGGCUCCAGCCGUGUUGAUGCUGAAGGGCGGCCAAAAAGCCGACUUUGUGAACUUCAAGGGCACAGAGAAAUUCGACUACGAUGAUGCUGACGCUCGUGGGGACGGGACAGCCUGGGCAAGAAGGCAAACACACCCUAACGCAACAUAUCACGCUCUUAUCGCCGAAGAACCUAUCGCGGUGCACCGACUCAAGGACGAGAGAGUGUGGAAUAAAGUCGCCGACUGCUUUGAUCAAAAUGGCAUCAAGGAGAUGCCGCCGCACCCCCGGUCCGGGCCUUGGCGAUCAUUGCCAACGCUGUGGCACGACUUUUGGACGUGGGUGGGAGUGUCCGGCCAGUAUGACUCUCGCUUUGACCAGAUCCCUGGAUUCUUGUGGGAGCUGGACGGAGAAGGAGAUUGGAUCUGCGACGGGAUAUGGAAUUUGGGCACGUCGGAACGGAAUCUGAGUUCCAAAAGCCCGUAG